Messenger RNA from Caenorhabditis remanei, 594 nucleotides. RefSeq lists its product as uncharacterized. NCBI's taxonomy places the organism in Eukaryota, Metazoa, Nematoda, Chromadorea, Rhabditida, Rhabditidae. The coding region runs from base 1 to 594 and encodes 197 amino acids. The transcript has 6 exons. The record is from RefSeq and is a predicted model, not a curated record.
AUGCUUCUUCUGGCAUUUCUCAUGUUGAUUCCUGGUGUGGAGACAAAAGAGACACCGGUCAAGUGUGAGUAUCCGGAUGAGAAGAAGGUCAACGAGUGUCUGCAGCCCAUGCUCGACUAUGCGACAAAACUUCAAGCUGAGACGGGCGCCAUGCAAUUCCCACUUCAGGGUGGACAUGUUUUCAAUCAAUUAUGCUCGAUUUAUACGGACUUCAAGACAUGUGUCUCUUCGGUCCGUUGUGAUUCUCUCUCGAUUGACGCUGUACAUGCUUCAUACAGUUAUAUGUGUGGUUCUGGUCAACCAUUGUUUCAAAAACAUGCUGGGUGCUUUGCAGAGGUUGAAGCUCAAAAAGAGUACAUCAGUUGUAAAAUCGCAGCGACUCAAGCGAUCUCAGAAGCUCAAGGAGCUAAAAGCUCUUCAACAGAAGCGUAUUUAACUGAAAUGUGUCGAGCAAUGGACGGAUAUUUGAGAUGUUCUCAUCCGAUCAUUCUGGCUAAAUGUGGUGCUGACGCAUGGACUUUGGUCUCUACGGUAACCCGUGACAGUCUUGGAGUGACAAUGCCAAACUGUGACAUGCAUUCGGCACUCUUCUAA